CUGGCUUCACUCACAUGCUCAGAGAGGGAAGAGCUGUAGAGUCUUAGCAGCACAUGAAGAAGCUCUGUCUAUUUUAAACCACACCGGAUUGGACUCAGGAUAUUUGUAUAUCUCUUGUGGCGUGUGACAGAGUGUAUGUGCGUAGAAGAACCAGUGCUGAGUCUGACUUCCUUUGUUUUACCUUUUUUGUGUAGGAUUUUUAUCCAUCUGACUGUAGGUGAUCGUGUGUGUGUGACAGAGAGAGGGAGAGUGUGUGUUUGAGUGAGUCUGCAUGUGUGUGUGAGAGCAAAAGAGGACCAGGAUGAUUGCAGCCCAGCUACUAGCCUAUUACUUCACUGAACUCAAGGAUGAUCAGGUCAAAAAGAUCGAUAAGUACCUGUACUCCAUGCGUUUCUCUGAUGAGACGUUAAAGGAAAUCACACAGCGUUUUCGGAGGGAGCUGGUCAAAGGACUGGGGCGGGACACCAACCCCACUGCUGUGCUGAAGAUGCUACCAACAUUUGUGAGGUCAAUCCCUGAUGGCUCAGAGAAGGGAGACUUCAUUGCAUUGGAUUUGGGAGGCAGUAACUUCAGGAUCCUCCGCGUCAAAGUGAGCCAUGAGAAAAAACAGACUGUUCAGAUGGAGAGUCAGAUCUAUGAAACACCAGAGGACAUCAUUCACGGCAGUGGAACCAGACUGUUCGACCAUGUGGCAGAGUGUCUUGGGGACUUCAUGGAAAAACAAAACAUCAAAGACAAGAAACUCCCUGUUGGAUUUACCUUCUCAUUCCCCUGCCAGCAGAACAAACUAGAUGAGGGCGUUCUGAUGACAUGGACAAAGCGUUUCAAGGCCAGUGGAGUGGAGGGAAUGGAUGUUGUCACACUGCUCAACAAAGCCAUUAAGAAACGAGGAGACUAUGAUGCUGACAUCAUGGCAGUGGUAAAUGAUACUGUGGGAACGAUGAUGACCUGUGGUUUCGAUGACCAGCGCUGUGAAGUCGGCAUUAUCAUUGGUACGGGUACAAAUGCGUGCUACAUGGAGGAGCUGCGUCACAUCGACCUGGUGGAAGGAGACGAGGGCAGGAUGUGCGUGAACACUGAGUGGGGAGCUUUCGGAGAUGACGGCAGGCUGGAAGACAUCAGGACAGAGUUUGACAGAGAGAUAGACCGAGGCUCUCUGAAUCCCGGCAAACAGCUAUUUGAGAAAAUGGUCAGUGGUAUGUACAUGGGGGAGCUGGUUCGUCUCAUCCUGGUGAAGAUGGCCAGAGAAGGCUUCCUUUUCGAGGGACGGAUCACCCCUGAGCUGCUUACGAAGGGGAAGUUUGAGACCAAACACAUCUCAGCCAUAGAGAAGAGUAAGGAGGGGUUGUCCAAGGCCAGAGAGAUUUUAACCAGACUUGGUGUUGAGCCCUCAACCGACGACUGCAUUGCUGUGCAGCAUGUUUGUACUAUUGUGUCUUUCCGCUCUGCCAACCUGAUAGCUGCCACACUAUCAGGCAUCCUACUGAGGCUAAAGGAAAACAAAGGUGUGACACGACUCCGAACCACUGUAGGCAUCGAUGGAUCUCUAUACAAGAUGCACCCACAAUAUGCUCGUCGUCUUCAUAAGGCAGUCCGCCGUUUGGUUCCGGACACUGAUGUCCGAUUCCUCCUAUCAGAGAGCGGCAGUGGAAAAGGAGCAGCCAUGGUGACAGCUGUGGCCUAUCGACUCGCAGAACACUCACGAGAAAUUGCCCAAACGCUGUCCGAAUUUCGCCUGACGACCGAACAACUGCUGGAGGUAAAGAAGCGAAUGAGGAUAGAGAUCCAAAAUGGCCUUUCAAAGGACACACAGGACACUGCCACUGUCAAAAUGCUGCCAACCUUUGUCAACAGCACUCCUGAUGGCACAGAAAAUGGUGAUUUCCUGGCUUUGGAUUUAGGAGGAACCAACUUCAGAGUUCUGUUGGUUAAGAUUCGUUCUGGCAAGAGGAGAACAGUGGAGAUGCACAACAAGAUCUACGCCAUUCCUCUAGAAGUGAUGCAGGGCACAGGAGAGGAGUUGUUUGAUCACAUUGUGCAGUGUAUCAGUGACUUCCUGGACUACAUGGGGAUGAAGAACGCUCGCCUUCCUCUGGGUUUCACCUUCUCUUUCCCCUGUCGACAGACCAGCCUGGAUGCUGGCAUCCUGGUGACAUGGACAAAGGGAUUCAAGGCAACAGACUGUGAAGGAGAAGACGUGGUGGGUCUGUUGAGGGAGGCCAUUAAAAGGAGAGAGGAAUUUGACCUGGAUGUAGUGGCAGUAGUGAAUGAUACAGUGGGAACCAUGAUGACCUGUGCUUAUGAAGAGCCCACCUGUGAGAUAGGACUCAUUGCUGGCACAGGCAGUAACGCAUGUUACAUGGAGGAGAUGAGGAACAUCGAGAUGAUCGAAGGAGAUGAGGGACGGAUGUGUGUCAACAUGGAGUGGGGGGCUUUCGGAGACAAUGGAUGCCUUGAUGACAUUCGGACAGAGUACGACCGUGCUGUGGAUGACUUCUCCCUCAAUCCAGGCAAACAAAGAUAUGAGAAAAUGUGCAGCGGCAUGUAUCUUGGCGAAAUUGUGCGGAACAUCCUGAUAGACAUGACCAAGAGAGGAUUCCUGUUCAGAGGACAGAUUUCUGAAACACUGAAGACGAGAGGCAUCUUCGAAACAAAGUUCCUCUCGCAGAUAGAGAGUGACAGAUUGGCUUUGCUGCAAGUGAGAUCCAUCCUGCAACACUUAGGACUGGACAGCACCUGUGAUGACAGUAUCAUAGUCAAAGAGGUAUGUGGUGCAGUGUCACUCCGUGCCGCUCAGCUGUGUGGGGCAGGAAUGGCGGCUGUGGUCGAUAAGAUCAGAGAGAACCGAGGACUAGACCAUCUGGACAUCACUGUCGGGGUGGACGGGACGCUUUACAAACUACAUCCACAUUUCUCUGGGAUCAUGCACCAGACGGUAAAUAAACUGGCCCCUCAGUGUAACGUCAACUUCCUGCUGUCAGAGGACGGCAGUGGGAAAGGAGCUGCACUCAUCACAGCCGUGGGCUGCCGGCUGAGACAGGAGCUGAACAACAAAUAGAAAAUGUCUUUUAUGUCUCGCUGGUAUCUCCCUUCUUUUCUGUGUUUCCCCUCUCUCCUCCUUUCUGUUCUUCCCCCUUGUCUCCCCUGUCCUCCUGAAGCCAACCAGUCCAGUCAGCGCUCCUGUAGGUGCUUUAGUCAGUCUACAUGACAGAGAGAGGAGAUCUCUGCUGUGUUAGGUAGCAGAGAGUCAGGCCCUGUGUUGUAGUUAGAAAAUGUUUGAUUAACCAUUGUGACAAUACCCAGACUCUUAAGGUUUUUGUGUUUUCCGAGGUUAAACGUAUCUGUAGAGAUAAAAACGCACGCAUUCAGCUCCUGUAAAUAAUAUGCAGGGCAGAAACAAGAGUCCACACACUCCUGUAAUGCUCCCAUGAGCUGUGUAUCAUCGCCAUCUAUGGGACUCCUCUGAUAACUGCAGUCUGUUACAAUAUACCAAGUACAACAGUUGCAAGACAAAAAGCAUUGCAGAGAGAUGUUUAUCUUUGCAACAUUUUGAGUGGAUGCAGGGACAUAAAAACACUGUUUUAAACCAAAGUUUCCAAAGUGUGUCUGCUGUCUGCUGUAGGCGACUCACUGUCUCUACAACAAGAGGCAUGAGGUGAUAUAUAAAUGUGUAAUGAGAUGAAAGGGAAUAUUUUUGCUUUAAGAAUGUUGAUAUCUUACCCAGAUAUGAAACAAUAUGUUAUACAUACAUUGUUGCUAUUUAUUUUAUUUUUGUAUCAGACAAUGUUGGAAAAUAUUGCUGUUGCAAUAAUGAGGCACAUGGAAGUCCCCUUAGCCGGUACCUGUCCUGUAGUGUUUUUUUCAACCACGUCAGGGCAGAAAAGUGAUAAGAGCGGGAUUUUUACCUUGUUUGAUCUGCAGGAGAUGCUUGCUAAAUGUGCAGAUUUUAUGUAAUUUAUGACAGCAAUCCUAUUCUACUCCGAUGUGCUCUAUACUGUAAAAUAUGACCAAAGAGCACCUGUAUUUUACUAUUCUUUUAGUUUUCUUCCCAGCUGCUGCUAAGUUGUCGUCAAUGUCUUAAGAGGUGCUGACUACCCUCAUCAUCACAGUGAGACUUACCACUUACUCAGUAACAGCCAUGAAACAGGAAUGCGGUGCUAACAUAGAUGCCAGUGGAACAACAAUGGCCAAAUGACCUAUAAGAAAAAUAUUACAGUGACUGAAAGGGGAAUUUGAACAUUUUGGAAAUAAAGCUUCUCGCUAUACUUAUGCACUGUACUCCAUAUGCUCCUACAGACUCAGAAGGGUAAUUAAGUGAACUACUGUAUGUCUUAUUAAUAAUUCAAACCACAAAAAAAGUCAUUUCUUUUUGUCUGCAAUAAAAUCAAAUAAUGAUAUUAUUGCUAUUACUCAUUGAAAUUCAGGUGAAAUUGUCCACUUGCAUUUUUCUGAGACAUAUUUUAAUUGUAAAUCCUAGAAUAUAAGAGCACAAAUGCUUUUUAAAUAAUGGCACUGUAGCUAACAGGUCAUUCUGGUGCAUGGAUAAAUCAGUGAGAUGCUACAGCACAUUUAAAGUUUCAUUAACCACAGUUAAAGUUCUGGUUUGUGGUGACAGAUUAGCAUCAAUCCAAAACUGUUACAGUUAAGAAAUCUCAGCAAUGACAUUGCAGGCAAGUUGAAUGUCCAUUCCUACCUAUUACUCACACUGCCAGGAUAAAAAGGGCCAGGCUCUCCAGCAGGUCCUGAGCUGCCUUUAGAUGUUCCCAAAACUUGCAGAAAAGUCUGAAAACCAGCCCCACACCACACAGACACUUUAAUGUCUUUGCUUCUGUUCACAAAACCCAGACUGUAUCUGUCCAACACUGUCAAUCAAUCAGUCACUAAAUAAAGACAAACCUGUGUCUACUCAG
Molecule: messenger RNA, 4910 nt
Organism: Plectropomus leopardus (leopard coralgrouper)
Lineage: Eukaryota; Metazoa; Chordata; Actinopteri; Perciformes; Serranidae
Gene: hk1
Product: hexokinase 1
Biological process (GO): glycolytic process; glucose 6-phosphate metabolic process; glucose metabolic process
Cellular component (GO): cytosol; mitochondrion
Molecular function (GO): D-glucose binding; mannokinase activity; glucokinase activity
Source: RefSeq, a predicted model, not a curated record